Symphalangus syndactylus (siamang) is the source of this 1368-nucleotide messenger RNA. RefSeq names its product tetraspanin 32 (gene TSPAN32). NCBI's taxonomy places the organism in Eukaryota, Metazoa, Chordata, Mammalia, Primates, Hylobatidae. Gene Ontology annotation, cellular component: membrane. The record is from RefSeq and is a predicted model, not a curated record.
GAGAGGAGAGGAGAGGAGAGGAGAGGAGAGGAGAGGAGAGGAACCGUCAUGGGGCCUUGGAGUCGAGUCAGGGUUGCCAAAUGCCAGAUGCUGGUCACCUGCUUCUUUAUCUUGGACCAGGAAGCUGGAGAGAGCCCCAGCCCUGCCCCCUGGGGCCGAGCUCCCUGCUCCUGCGGCUGUCCUGUGCCCCACACUCUGAGUCUGCCCUAUCCACAGCUGCUGGGCCUCUCUGUGGCCACCAUGGUGACUCUUACCUACUUUGGUGCCCACUUUGCUGUCAUCCGUCGAGUGUUCCUGGAGAAGAACCCGUACCAGGCUAUGCACCAAUGGGCCUUCUCUGCGGGGUUGAGCCUCGUGGGCCUCCUGACUCUGGGAGCUGUGCUGAGCGCUGCAGCCACCGUGAGGGAGGCCCAGGGCCUCAUGGCGGGGGGCUUCCUGUGCUUCUCCCUGGCGUUCUGCGCACAGGUGCAGGUGGUGUUCUGGAGACUUCACAGCCCCACCCAGGUGGAGGACACCAUGCUGGACACCUACGACCUGGUAUAUGAGCAGGUGAUGAAAGGCACAUCCCACGUCCGGCGGCAAGAGCUGGCAGCCAUCCAGGACGUGUUUCUGUGCUGUGGGAAGAGGUCUCCUUUCAGCCGUCUGGGGAGCACAGAGGCUGACCUGUGUCAGGCAGAGGAGGCGGCAAGAGAGGGUUCAGAGACAGGCCUGCCACCUCCCUUUUCUGGAAAGAUGCCUCUGGGUGCCAUGCCCUGGGGUGGCACUGGAAGCCCGGGAUGGAACCAGGACCCUGGGACCGUGCAGGGACCCCCCUCACACCCCUCCACCAGCUGGCUUCCUGCCCUCCCUGUUAGCCAUCGCCCUCUGGUCACCAAGGUGCUGUGCCUGGCCCCGGGCUGGAUGCUGGGAACCCAGAGUGAAUUAGAAGUGGCCCGGCCCAGGGGAGCCAAUGUGUGGCCCAACAUGGACACUCAGGACAGCUGGGAGACGGCACCAGCUGGGCCUAGGGCAGUGCCCGGGUGCCCACAGAGGCCAGCCCUGUCCCAUUGGGCUUCACCUGCUUGUACUGCCUUUCCCUAUAGUCCUGGGGGCUUCCUAGGAAUGUGCUGCACCUGCCGCCCUGCUGCCCUGGCACUGGCCUAGGUGGGCGCUGCAGCUCUGUGGCCCCACAGAAGCCGCUUGUCCAGGCAGGGAGGGCCUCUCAUGGCGGGUGCCAUGCCUGCUGCCCUCUCGCAGGACUGCCUUCAGGGCAUCCGGAGCUUCCUGAGGACACACCAGCAGGUCGCCUCCAGCCUGACCAGCAUCGGCCUGGCCCUCACGGUACCCCCUCGCCUCCCUCACCGCCCCUUCUCACCUCCUGCCCCUCAG